UCAUAUUGUCCCAUAAAUGAUGAUAUGACAAACACUCAUAACAAAAUUUUUAAUAUAGUAAGAAUUCAGAAUAAUAAAAAAAAAUAUCAAAAACUCUAAACAAGAAUCGACUAUAUAUUAUGGACUUAAAAGUUCUUUAACCCUAGUAAAUCAGCUAACUGUUCUUAUAAAAAGAAGAACAAGAAAUUUGAUGAGCAUAGUUGUUUGAUUACAAUUCACUUAAGCACUUUAUAUGCACAACAUUGAACAUAGAAAAUAGGAGCAAAGAGAUUAUAGAAGAUGCUGAAAAGCAGGAGUUUAGAUGGCACAGUAACACACUUCACACCUCUAUUAGAUGUAUCUCAUCAUAAAGAAAACACAAGACAGUACCGAUGGUGGAACAGCAAAAUCCUGGAUUUGGAGGAGGCCAAACAUCAAUUACUUUUUUCACUACCUAUGUUCCUUACAAACUUGUUCUAUUACUUAAUCGUGUUGGUUUCUGUAAUUUUCGCUGGCCACCUUGGUGAUCUUCAGCUUGCUGGUGCUACUCUUGCAAACUCUUGGUUUUCUGUCACUGGUUUGGCUGUCAUGGUUGGUUUGAGUGGGGCAUUGGAAACACUCUGUGGACAAGGAUUUGGAGCAGAAGAAUACCAAAUGUUGGGAAUUUAUCUACAAGCCUCUUGCAUCAUCUCUCUUAUUUUUUCCAUCAUUAUAUCAAUUAUUUGGUUCUAUACAGAGCCAAUCCUUGUAUUGCUACAUCAAUCUCAAGACAUUGCAAGAACAACUUCCCUUUACACCAAGUUUCUUAUCCCUGGCUUAUUUGCACUUAGCUUCUUGCAAAAUAUCUUGAGGUUUCUUCAAACACAAUCUGUUGUAAAGUCAUUGGUGGUCUUCUCAGCUAUUCCACUUUUGGUUCAUAUUUUCAUUGCAUAUGCCUUGAUUUUCUGCACAGAUCUGAGUUUUAUAGGUGCUCCUGUAGCAGUUUCUAUUUCAUUAUGGAUAUGCAUACCAUUGUUGGUCAUGUAUAUCAUGUAUGCAGAAAGGUUCAGGCAGACUUGGACAGGAUUUUCAUUUGAGUCAUUCAAUUACAUUUUCACAGACUUGAAACUAGCUUUGCUCUCAGCAGCAAUGGUAUGUUUCGAGUAUUGGGCUUUUGAGAUUAUGGUUUUCUUAGCUGGAUUAUUGCCUGACCCAACAAUAUCGACUUCAUUGAUUGCAAUAUGCACAAACACAGAACUAAUUGCCUAUCUGAUCACUUAUGGUCUCAGUGCAGCUGCAAGUACAAGGGUCUCCAAUGAAUUGGGAUCAGGCCACCUGGAUCGAGCUAAGCAUGCAAUGGGUGUCAGUCUCAAGCUCUCUCUCCUCCUUGGUUUAUGUUUUGUUUUGGCACUUGCAUUUGGUCACAAUAUAUGGAUUCAGAUGUUCAGUGAUAGUUCUAAAAUUAAAGAGGAGUUUGCUUCACUGACACCCUUUCUUUCCAUUUCCAUAUUACUAGAUUCUGUCCAAGGUGUCUUAUCAGGGGUGAUCAGAGGGUGUGGUUGGCAGCACUUGGCUGCCUAUGUCAACCUAGCAACUUUUUAUCUUAUUGGUUUGCCAAUAUCAGGCCUUCUUGGAUUUAAGUUCAAUUUGCAGGUUAAGGGUUUAUGGAUUGGCCUGAUUUGUGGGUUGGCUUGUCAAACUGGGACUCUCUCAUUUUUGGCAUGGCGUGCCAAAUGGACUAAACUGAAUGUCUCCUUGGACAGAGAUGAAAUCCAACCACCAUCUGCUUAACUGAUUGCUUGCUAGUAUGGGUCAAUGAAAAUAGUCCACGGAGUCUACUAUUUUUAGAUUCAAUUGCUUGCAAGAGAAUGAAAAUUGGUUGGUCAAAUUUUCCUCAGUAUCCUUCCAUUCCCUCUUUUUCAUUCCUCCAUGAACUCCUUGAUUUUGUUAGAAAUACCUACAAUGCAAUGACAUUCUCUAUGUUUUAUAUAUACUGAUGGCACUCCAAUUACCUAAUUAAAAACA
Messenger RNA from Glycine soja, 1983 nucleotides. Its product is annotated as protein DETOXIFICATION 19-like. Gene Ontology annotation, molecular function: antiporter activity; xenobiotic transmembrane transporter activity. Gene Ontology annotation, cellular component: membrane. The transcript is spliced from 7 exons. Lineage: Eukaryota; Viridiplantae; Streptophyta; Magnoliopsida; Fabales; Fabaceae. Gene Ontology annotation, biological process: xenobiotic detoxification by transmembrane export across the plasma membrane. The coding region runs from base 280 to 1749 and encodes 489 amino acids. The record is from RefSeq and is a predicted model, not a curated record.